AUGCCUACAAUCAAUCAAUUAUUACGAAAAAAAAGCUCUAGACAAGCUCCAAAACUUAAAAGUAAAAAACCAGCAUUAGCUGGAUGUCCUCAAAAAAGAGGUGUAUGUUUUCGUGUAUACACACGAACACCUAAAAAGCCUAAUUCAGCACUAAGAAAAGUAGCAAAAAUUCGUCUAUGUAAUGGAAUUGUAGUUAUUGCUUCUAUUCCAGGUGAAGGCCAUAAUCUUCAAGAACAUAGCGUAGUAUGUAUUCGAGGUGGUCGUGUAAAAGACUUACCUGGAGUGAAAUACAAAGUAGUUCGUGGUCGAUUAGAUUUACAAGGGGUUAUUUCUAGAAAACAAUCUAGGUCACUCUAUGGAACACCAAAAAGUAAAGCAUAA
Molecule: messenger RNA, 381 nt
Organism: Auxenochlorella protothecoides
Lineage: Eukaryota; Viridiplantae; Chlorophyta; Trebouxiophyceae; Chlorellales; Chlorellaceae
Product: Ribosomal protein S12, mitochondrial
Exons: 1
Coding region: 1-381 (126 amino acids)
Biological process (GO): translation
Cellular component (GO): small ribosomal subunit; ribosome
Molecular function (GO): structural constituent of ribosome
Source: RefSeq, a predicted model, not a curated record